AUGUCGACGCCCUCGAUUCAUGUCUUGGGCAUAUCAGCGGCGCCACCUGGAGGGGAUGAGGUAUUCUCAGGGGCCGAAGACAAAUCCGCCGCCGGCUCGCGGUUACGUCUUCAUGGUCGGAUUACAGUGUUGGGUCAAGACGAGUCUUUCGACAAAGUCAAGAUCCGUCUGCGAGGAGCGGUACGGACAAAGAUUGGCGCACGGAUGGCGGUUGAAAAGCUCUCAACUUCAUCAGUGAAGCGAACAAACCUGGAUUUCAAACCAGCCUAUUCCCCUUCACAACAACACACCGACGAACAACAGCUCGAUUUUGCAUGUAUUGUCCCUCUGACCAGAGAUCGACGGAAGCCAUCAUCGGUGACGACGCCCGCCCAUGACGCCAGAUCUCGCUACUUCAACGACAAGCUCGACAGACUGGUUCCUUCCAUGACCAUGUCCGGGUCGACGUACAUCACGCGAGUCACAGCAUUGAAGGACAGACAUCUCGUCCAAGGGUCAUGCGAGGUCGUUUAUUGGCUUGAAACCGAGUUUCUCCGAUCCCAGACUGGCGAGGUCGUCCGCAAACUGAGCUGUCCAGCUGACAUCUCCUCGCUGACCAUGCUGAUGAGGGCCGAGGUUGGGGACAUGUCGUCCAACGACCCCACAGGCCACUUGGAACAAGUUGCCAAACCCCAGCAAUUGCGGACAAUGGAUCGCUUCUUCCACUCGACCACUCGACCCGAAGUGUCUAUUCAGAUGCCGAAAAUCCUAGGCUAUCUGGUGUCAGACUCGUCUAGUCUGGCCACUGGCUGUCGUCGUCUUUCUAUCCCGGUGACGGUCGAUGUUGCUCUGCCUUUGUCUACAUCCGACCAGAGGCAACGACAUCUAGAGGUCCAGACACAGUGCCUGAAAUGCACGGUGAAAACCAAGUGGUUCACCCGCAAGACUUUCACCACCGGCCCAUCAUCUAUGGACUCGGCCAUUAACAACACUACCGCCUCUGCACAGGACAUGGUUUUGACUCUGCCGCCGUUAUACAACGGAUCUGGAGACGGAGAUGGAAAUGGAAAUGGAAAUUCAGCCGCAGGGUAUCGCAAAUACUCCACCUCGAUGGAUCUGGAUCUUCUGCUGCCCGAAUCGGUUGCUGGACCAUCGAUAACAACGGAACUACUGCAUGUCAACUAUAUCCUGGAUUUGGCCAUGAAAUUCGAGUCGGAAGACAUGUUGACCACUCCGUACACAGCUCAUGUCAGUCUGCCCGUCACACUGCGCGUUGCUGAGCCUUGUUUGGUCAGUACCCGACAUACUUAUGACCCUUUAUUGGGAUAUCUGGAGGAGGAUGUGGAUGAGAUGCUACAUGCUCCUCCUCCAUACAUGCCGUGA
Messenger RNA from Exophiala dermatitidis NIH/UT8656, 1362 nucleotides. RefSeq lists its product as uncharacterized. The record is from RefSeq and is a predicted model, not a curated record. The transcript has 2 exons. The coding region runs from base 1 to 1362 and encodes 453 amino acids. NCBI's taxonomy places the organism in Eukaryota, Fungi, Ascomycota, Eurotiomycetes, Chaetothyriales, Herpotrichiellaceae.